Messenger RNA from Lineus longissimus, 2072 nucleotides. RefSeq names its product NADPH azoreductase-like. The record is from RefSeq and is a predicted model, not a curated record. Gene Ontology annotation, cellular component: cytosol. Gene Ontology annotation, molecular function: FMN binding; oxidoreductase activity. The coding region runs from base 11 to 679 and encodes 222 amino acids. Lineage: Eukaryota; Metazoa; Nemertea; Pilidiophora; Heteronemertea; Lineidae. The transcript has 3 exons.
CAAAUUGCGGAUGUACCAGAGUUAUUUGAGAAGAAUCGCAAAAAUAAUAGAUAGUGUAGAACCAGGCAAGAUGAGCAAGCUGAAGCUAGUAAUAUUCCUUGGCAGCGUAAGAGAUGGGCGAAUGGGUGAUCGGGUGUUGAAAUUCGUCCAGGAGAAGCUCGAGAAAGAGAUGUCGAAGAGAUUUGACCCUGUGGAGAUAGUUGACCCGGCAAUUCUUGACCUGCCUCUCCUGAAGAAGCCAAUGCAUUUCUACCAACACGCAUCAGAAGUCCCCAAGAAACUCCAGCAACUCAACGCUAUCGUGGAAAGUGCCGAUGCGUACCUUAUCCUCUCGCCGGAGUACAACCGCUGCGUCCCCCCAGCGUUGUUAAACACCAUGGACCACAUUCCACCCAAAUCGUACAGGUGCAAGCCAUCGGGAAUGGUGCUGUACUCAAUGGGUCCUCAGGGUGGUGCGUUGGCUGGUGUAGCGUUGCGUCCCUUCCUCUCUGAAUUGGGAUGCCUCCCCGUAUCUCAUUUUGUCACCAUUGGAAAAGUCAAUGAGCAGCUAGACGAACAGGGCAACACGGAGAACAAACAUAUACACAGCAGUUUCUCCAAGCUAAUGAACCAGGUGGAGUGGUUUGGAGAAGCUAUGAAGAACCAUCGUAAGGAUAACGCCCCUAAGGAUGAUUUUUAAUUAGUGGAACUAUGCUGCUGUGUGGAAUCGCCAGAGUGCCGCACUGUCCUAUCAGCUAGGCGAUAUAUUGAAUUUUUAAUUGAAAUUUACAUUCAUAUAUACCGCAAAAUCCAAAUUUUGCUUUAAUAAUAAUAUAUAAUAUUGGAGUGCUUAUAUAGCGCUUCUCAGAACGAUUGGUGUUAAAGCGCUACUCCCCAUAAAACUUCCUGAAUAACCAGGUCUUUAACCCAUUUUUGAAUGCUGCAGUGGACUCCUGGGAAGUUAUGUUUUGUGGCAGCUCAUUCCACAAGCGUGCAGCACCGACAGAGAAACACCUGUCACCAUAAUGCUUUAAUGCGGUGUUUCAAAAUAUCGUCUGAAUAGAUGAGUUUUUAGCCCGCACCUGAAAAUAGCAACAGUCUUAGCCUUUUUGAUCUCAAUGCAGAGCUCAUUCCAAAGUCUGGCCGCCUGUACAAGGAAGCUCCUGCCAACGUACGUCUCCAGGCGAUACCUUGGGAUCCUCAGGAGACAUUUGUCUUCGGACCUCAGGGAUCGCCUGGAGUCACAGGAUGGGAGGAGCUCGGAUAUGUAAGCAGGGGCAAGUCCGUUUCUUGCUUUGUAUAUGAGGGGCAUUGUCUUGAACUCUAUACGUUCACGGAUUGGUCGCCAAUGUAGACUUUUCAGCACGGGCGCUGCGUGAUUCUGAACCUUUUGUAGCUUAUCAAGUACAUUUUCAUCGGCACCAACGAGCAGGCUAUUACAAUAAUCCAGUCUGGAUAUGACAGUUGAUUGCACUAGAAGUUUCGUAGCUUCUUGCGUAAGGAGCUUUCGCAUGCGGCCAAUGUUUCGGAUUUGAAAUAUAGCUGUGAAGAAUCUCUGUGUUUCCGAGGGGUCCUUUUUGAUCAGUUGAACAAUCUAGAAUAAAACAUACAGCCUUCACUCACGGACGUGCGUAUGGUCCAUUGAAUCUACUCACGGUGGUAACUUCAGAUGAAUCACAUUCACAUGUGCAUGAAGAUACUAGAACUCAUCAAUCAAUGUAUCGAUCAAGGUCAUCAACCCAAAAUCAGAUGAAACAGCCAAAAAGUACGAACAGUAUUAACUACGACAGUCUUCGACUUCGAUAGGCCGAUCUCUUAUUGACUGGUAUAACGCUUUUGCUUGCUCCUAAUAUUUCAGUGUUUCCAAUAGACGGCCGGAGAGACGAUGACUUUUUAACAAUGGAAAACUGAGAAAACGUAUCAAAUAUGUUUUUCAUCUUUCCCAAUAAAGAGAGCACUCAAAGUGAAAAGUCUCAAAAACGUUAGCUAGAAAUAUUAGUGUGCGGUUACAUGACGGUGAUAUAAUUGCUUUGUACACGUCUUAGAUACACACAUUCAUAGACAGAUGAAUUAAAUUCUAUUGUCAGCUUUAA